CUCCGAGCUGUGUGCCGUCCGCGGCAUUCGCCUUUGCCUUCGAGCGGUACGUGCAUGACCAAACAGGGAAGCGGCCGUCCAUGUGACUCGCGAGAGUGUGGGUGGAACGAGCGCGAGCGUAUCAAUGUGUGUGGAGGCACCUUUGCGAGCGCGAAUCCAAACAAAUGAAGCGAACAACACUUGCAGCCGAGGGAGGCUCGAAUGUGGGUCGAAGAAAGGGUGAAACGCGAAUGGAGAUGUCGCGACACUCAAAGCCGAUGUCACAGCAGUCUCAACCUCGAUUUUACUCCGCUUUUAACACCGUUGAAAAUGGAUUUGGAGGAAUUUUGUGGGUUUCUGGUCACGAGGCGUGCUCGGAGACGACGCUUCAUCACUGAUUUAUUAGCAAGGGCAGUUGGGAGUGUAUAAAAGACGGCGCAGAGCCGGACGAAUCAAUACCCACGACGAUAGUUCAGCUUCAAAGAUGAUCAGGUUCCUGGCACUGACGAGCUUUUUCGCAGCGAUCGCGCUAGGACGAACUUCAGCUUCCGGGGCCAUCGACUACUCCAAGUUCCCAGAACGCAGCGGCAAGAUCGUUCGUGGCGAAGAGACAACGGUCGAGUCCGUUCCCUGGCAAGUGAGCCUCGGACUUUACAUUGCGUCGAGUUACGAGCACAUUUGCGGAGGCAGCAUCGUCUCGGAGUUCUGGAUCCUGACUGCCGCCCAUUGCAUCCUUUUACCGGACAAAAGUCGCAGGGGAAUAACCAACGUCGUAUCGGGAGCGACGCGCUACAAAACCGACGGGACGCUCCACGACAUCGACCUUGAGAUCCCGCACCCGGAGUACGCCUUCCUCCACGACGCCCGCGUCUCCUUCAACGACAUCGGACUCGUCCACGUCCUCCAGAAAUUCGAGUUUGGAGCAACGCGGCAACCGGUGCGAUUGCACGACGCAGACUCCGGGAGCAUCGAAGGGAUGCUGGCUAGGGCCAGUGGCUGGGGCUUCACCGAAAAAUUGCCUAAACAGAGCUCCGAGAGCCUGAGGGCCGUCCAACUUUCCAUCGUUAAAAAAUGGCAGUGCGACAUUUAUUUGUCUUCAGAAUUGAAUCGCGACAUGUACGGUGCCGGCCAAAUCUGCGCUUAUGGGGACGGCCGCAGGUCCAGCUGCAACGGCGACUCCGGAGGACCAGUCACCGUCGGUUCGACCCUCGUUGGAAUCCUCUCUUGGGUCCCUUCGUUAAAAACUUGCGCUUUUUUUGGCAAACCUCUCGGCGUAACCGAAGUCGCUCAUUAUCGUCAAUGGAUUUGGCGGACCAUUCAUGUUUGAUGAACAACCUUUUUCUGGUGUCCCUCGAACUCACUUGACGACUGGAGCGACUUCGGAGCUCUGUUUUAAUAAUCCUGCGGAAUACCACGGCAAUGAGAAAUCGAAUAAAUAUUUUGGAGACUCAUUAAAGGCUUUGAAAAAAGACUCGUGCUUUCUGUUAUUUGCGCAUCCCUCCGAGCGUCAAAAGUUGGCAGCUAAAUUAUUUAUAGGAUCCCAACGACGUCAUGGAAUUCUCGAUGAUGCAAAUCGUGAGCUUGACAGAAUCGUAGAUUUCUUAUUCAACUUAAAAAAUUUAACGCAGCGAGCUAGUUCAACUGCUUCAGGUUUAAGUUUAUGAUGAAUUUUUCAUUUGGAGCGACGGUAUUUUUAAUUCGAGAAUAUUAUAAGAACAGCUGGAACGAAAAUCACAAAGACUUUGAUUGUACCGUUUGGCUGCAACGUGCAAAAGAAAAUUAAUGAACGAAGUUUGUUUCUCUCUUCCGGCGGACACAGCUUCAAACCCGGCACCGUCGCAUCGAUCAACGCACAGUGCGACUUAUACAGCUUGCCCUCGAGCUUGAGCAGAGCAACCAACAGUCAAAAACUGAAACCACAUUGCUGCGGUCAAA
Messenger RNA from Venturia canescens, 1914 nucleotides. RefSeq names its product trypsin beta-like. The transcript is spliced from 4 exons. Gene Ontology annotation, biological process: proteolysis. Lineage: Eukaryota; Metazoa; Arthropoda; Insecta; Hymenoptera; Ichneumonidae. Gene Ontology annotation, molecular function: serine-type endopeptidase activity. The coding region runs from base 464 to 1306 and encodes 280 amino acids. The record is from RefSeq and is a predicted model, not a curated record.